AUGAAUAGAGUAAAUGAAUCCUUUCAAAUAACGUACAACAAUUACAAGCAAUCUCUGGAGGAACUUCAGAGUAAGAUUAUUGAGUUAGGUCAUGAUUUAGAAGAACAUGAAGUAGUGAUUGAUACUUUAUCAAAGACUGAUGAUAAUAGAAAAUGUUACCGUAUGGUAGGUGGCGCAUUAGUUGAGAGUGAUGUAGUGACCACCAAGCCUAUCCUAACUGUGAAGAGAGACAAUUUGCAAGAGACUAUUAGUAAGCUAAAGGCUGAAUUGGUCAAGACAGCAUCUAGGUUUGAACAAUGGAAAAAGGAUAACAAGAUUCAAGUUGUGAAGCAAUAG
Messenger RNA from Maudiozyma saulgeensis, 336 nucleotides. The record is from the annotation of a GenBank genome assembly. Lineage: Eukaryota; Fungi; Ascomycota; Saccharomycetes; Saccharomycetales; Saccharomycetaceae.